AUAUGUACACUGACUGAUAUUAUUAGUAUUUGUUUAUGUAUCUAGAACUGGGAGAUACUGAAACCAGGAGCAAUACCUAAUGAGGGACUGUGGCCUAUGGAGAGAGCCAAUCAUGCUAGUGCUAUUAUCAAUGGUGACUCUACCUCACCUACACUAGUAGUGAUUGGUGGACUGGAUAAGAAUAAUGAACUAGUUACUGAAUGUUUGUUAUUUGAUAGUAUCACUACUGGUCAGUACAAUUGUAGGAAGAUUCCUCUACCUGAAUCUGUUACUGGUAGAUAUGCUCACUCACUCGCAGCAGUCACAAUGUCACCACACUGUGUGUGGCUAGUAAUUGUUGGAGGAUUUGAAAGAUUUAGAAUGAAGGAUGUUGGAGGAGGAAAGGAGCAAGCAAUGGCUACAUUUAUCACUGAUACUAAUAGACUAAUAAUGAUAAUUGAAUUAGUAUAUAGUGAAGCUGGUGAGUGGAUAGAUAAUGAGAAACUGAAACUCAAAGUUGCCGAUAAUGAAGUAUUUAUAACUGAAAUAUUGGAAGAGAAGACGCAAAUGAUUACGAAAGACUUAAAGUCAAGGUUGCUGAUAUAG
Amphimedon queenslandica is the source of this 585-nucleotide messenger RNA. RefSeq lists its product as uncharacterized. Bases 97 to 585 code for a protein of 162 amino acids. Lineage: Eukaryota; Metazoa; Porifera; Demospongiae; Haplosclerida; Niphatidae. The transcript has 5 exons. The record is from RefSeq and is a predicted model, not a curated record.